AGAAUGUUGGAGUGCUGGGCCUACUCUGGUCUCGUCUCACGUAUGAUCCUUCCGCUCGGCCUCAACGUUCGAAGCGCGGAAUUGUCGCUCAAAUCGGUGAUGCUUCCCCCUCCUGCCGAUGCAUUGGAGCGUGAAGAACGCCGAGCCUCAGUCUGGAUGGCUCUAUAUCACGACACUAUUGCUAGUGCAGCUUCUGGAUGGGGAACUUCGAUGAACCUGGACGAGCUCACUGUUCCGCUUCCAGUAUCCGCUGCCGACUUUGAAGAAGGACCUGAGCGUAUGCCACCGAAUCCUCAAGAUAUCGAAUCACCAGAUUUCUGGACCAAACAUCCAAUACCAGACUCGUUUGUCAUGUGCGUCAAGGCAUCGGUCCUGUUGAAUCGGGUCAAUCGCUUUGUUCGUAAAUGGAAGAAUCGACAUUUACGAGACGACGAUGAUCUGGACGGCAUGAACAGGCCAGAAUUUAGAGAGCUCGCCAAUGCCAUCGCGUGUUUCCAAAUGAGUUUCCCCGUCAGCUUGAGGAACCCCACUCGACUCAACGCGAAACGAAAACUCGACAUCGACCUCAUUGCGGCGCACAUGAUGCCUCAUGCGGCUGCGAUUUGUCUGUACGAGCCAUUUGCGGACGUUUCUGAUCACACGGAUCAACCAGCAAGGCGAAUCCUUGCGGCUGCCCAGAGCAUUGUAUCGAUCGUUCAGCAACUCGCUGGGACCGUUGGAGACGGCGCCAGCAACUUUUCAUCCAUCAUGCACUCUUCUGCAUCGGUUUGUUUAGUCACAUCGGCCAGGACGAGCUUGCUGUUCGUAUGGAUAUCGAAAUCAUUAGGUGAGCUGAUACUGCCUCGGACACGAUACUGACGCCCUACAGAAUGGCUCUCGGCCAAUUCGGACUCAAAUUCAAAAUUGGACAUCACCACUCUCAGCUCAUUGAAUAUUUCCUCGAUCGUGCUUCGAACCCUACAUAUGAAAAGCUUCAAGCCCAUUACCCAGAACACCCAAGACCUGGAGCGUGAGUGCAUGCGUAGAGCGCCAAACUCCAACUUUGGAAUU
Kockovaella imperatae is the source of this 1050-nucleotide messenger RNA. RefSeq lists its product as hypothetical. Gene Ontology annotation, biological process: DNA-templated transcription. The transcript has 3 exons. Lineage: Eukaryota; Fungi; Basidiomycota; Tremellomycetes; Tremellales; Cuniculitremaceae. Gene Ontology annotation, molecular function: DNA binding; zinc ion binding. The coding region runs from base 4 to 858 and encodes 284 amino acids. The record is from RefSeq and is a predicted model, not a curated record.